Molecule: messenger RNA, 483 nt
Organism: Dichotomopilus funicola
Lineage: Eukaryota; Fungi; Ascomycota; Sordariomycetes; Sordariales; Chaetomiaceae
Exons: 1
Coding region: 1-483 (160 amino acids)
Source: RefSeq, a predicted model, not a curated record
AUGUUGCUGGGGGAACCAUCGUUGUACAUGGAAGAUUGUGAUAGUAUUCCACUCACCGGCUUAGACGAUUCCGACCCUAGCGAGUUGGACCCUAGCGAGUUGGACCCGGCGGAGUACGAUGACCAGUAUGAGGUUUUCUACGAAGACUUCGAAACCGGGGUCGACGAGUGGGCAAACGUUGAAUCAGAUGAAUUUUAUACAUCGGAUAUCGAGGCACCAUCAUCAAACGGCGUCUUGCAAAGCUCCGAAGGUGACUACUUCUACACCGAUGGGCAAGGAAACGUCAUUCCCGUUGAGAAACAGGAUGUCUCAGAAUACCAACCAGAUGAGUGGGUAUCUCCUCACAAACUGGAAGAAUGUGAUGAUUUUAGCGAAGACUGGGAAGAAGAAAUAGAGGAGGAUGUGGAUGAGGUUGAAGAAAACGGAUAUCAUAUGUACGACGAAGACUGGGCCUUCGACCCACCAAUGUACCCUCACGAAUGA